AUGCAUGCGCAGGUCAGCAGGACAGCCUUAACCCCGUUCCUCAUUGAAGCAUCUCAAGAAAUCCACGCGCAAAAGGAAGAUGUCACUCAUCUUGUCUCAGUCGCAUCCCAACACCCCUUCUACAAGUAUCACCACAUCUGGAGUCGCGAGUUGCAGAAUCUGGUAUUCACCAUCCAAUUCUGCGCAUGGCUAGGUGGCUUGCAGGAUGCGCGGGAUGAGAAAGCAAAGGGCUUCAUGACGAUUGAGGAGGUUGGGCAGUUUUUGGGUGUCCCCGUCAACCUCAAGGACCAAGAUUCCUUCCACCUAUCCAUCGAAGACUAUUUGCAAGCCUUGAUAUCGCUCAUUGAGGAGCUGAGCCGGCUAGCCGUCAACUCGGUAACGCUGGGAGACUACUCUCGUCCGCUACAGAUUAGCAAGUUCGUCUCGGACCUCUUUGCCGGCUUCCAGCUGCUGAAUCUGAAAAACGACAGUCUGCGUAAGAGGUUCGAUGGGAUUAAAUAUAACGUUAAGAAAGUCGAAGAUGUCGUGUAUGACCUGGCUCUCCGAAAUUUGAUCCCCAAGCCAUCUGCAGCUGGGAAUGAGUGA
Messenger RNA from Paracoccidioides brasiliensis Pb18, 585 nucleotides. RefSeq lists its product as uncharacterized. Gene Ontology annotation, cellular component: nucleus; cytoplasm. The coding region runs from base 1 to 585 and encodes 194 amino acids. The transcript has 6 exons. Gene Ontology annotation, biological process: RNA metabolic process. The record is from RefSeq and is a predicted model, not a curated record. Gene Ontology annotation, molecular function: RNA binding; sequence-specific DNA binding; single-stranded DNA binding.